AUGCCAGACUUUACCGAUAACCUCACGCCUCGCUACGACGGCGCCGCAACGCUACAGGCGGAGCGCAAUGGCUCAGCCAUAGACGCUGAAGAGCUGGCCAAGCAUCUGCUAUCCCGCGAUGGCUUCCUUGAGCGCCAAGCGAAGGUCCUGAAGGUGUUGAGCAAGGAGAAAUUAUUCAGCAAGGAGCAGCAGAUGAAUCUGUCACGGCCCGAAAGAUACCACCUCGGUCUCGCGCGAGCAAAAGCGAUCCAGAGAAUCGUGCGGAGAGAAGGAUGGGACCACGAGGACUACAAGAUUUGCGAGUAUCUCAACGACGAAAUGAGCCCGUAUCACCUGCACAUGACCAUGUUUGUAACGACGAUCCGCGAGCAAGCAUCCGAAUCUCAAAAGCAAUACUGGCUGCCCAAGAUCCUCAACUGGGAUAUCAUUGGCUGCUAUGCCCAAAGCGAGCUGGGCCAUGGCAGCAACGUCCGUGGGAUCGAGACCGUCGCCAAGUGGGAUCCGGUGAAGAAGGAAUUCGAGCUCCACAGCCCGCAUCUGACAGCUAGCAAAUGGUGGAAUGGCGCACUUGGACGAACUGCCACUCAUGCUAUCGUCGUUGCACAGCUGCUAUUGCCCAAGGACGGAGUCAGCCCAACCGUGUACGAGAGUCACGGCCCGCAGACGUUUAUCUGCCAGAUUCGGGAGCACGGGACGCACCAGCCGUUGAAGGGCAUUGCCGUCGGCGAUAUCGGCCCGAAGUACGGGUAUGCGUCCAUGGAUAACGGCUAUAUGUUGUUCGACCACUAUCGAGUGCCUAAGUCGGCGAUGCUGUCGAGGUAUGCUGAAGUCUCCGACGAGACGGGCGCACUUAUGCGGCGCGGUCAUCCAGCCGUCGUAUAUGGCAGUCUUACCUUUGUUCGCGGCCAGAUUAUCAUGCAUGCGCGCCUCGUCUUGGCCCGCGCCGUCACAGUCGCUGUCCGAUACUGCGCCGUUCGGCGGCAAUUCCAUGACCGCGAUUCCCAAAACCCUGCUGAUGACGAGAUGAAAGUGCUCGAUUACCCAACGGUGCAAGUUCGGAUCCUGCCACUCCUUGCUACGGCCUUCGCCCUGCACUAUACGGGCGAGUAUAUGUACAAUCUGUAUCACAAAAGCAGGGAGAGCAUCGAGAAGGGCGACUUCGGGCCCCUUGCUGAGCUGCACAGCGCUAGUAGCGGGCUGAAAAGCCUGUGCACCAUGCUGGCGGCUGAUGGGAUCGAGACGUGCCGCAGGGCGAUGGGCGGACACGGAUUCGGCGGUGGGAGUGGGUUGGUCCAGCUCAAUGCCGAUUAUCUGUCCAAACCGACGGUAGAGGGGGAUAACUGGAUGAUCACGCAGCAGACGGCCGCCCAUCUCAUCAAGAAGAUGACGCAUGCUGUCGAGAACCCCGGCGCAGAGCCGCAGGACCCGACGGAUGAGCUGUUCCACUUUUAUCUCAAGAACCGCCCGCACCGUAUCCCGCAGAACGUCGUCAACCGCGAUGGCAGCAGCAUCAACGACCAAGCACUCGUCGACGUCUUCCAAUGGCGCGCAGCAGACCUCUCCUACCGCGCGUAUCAAGCCCGCAUCCUCGAAAAGAAACCCUGGACAAAACUCAUGAUAAAACUCCACGCCCUCAGCCGCGCCUACUCAGAGCAAAUCCUCGUCACCACCUUCUACAACGCCCUCACCAGCCCCUCCGCAUCCACUCUCUCCCCGCCCACCCCAGAAACCCUCCGCACCUGCUUCCGCCUCUACGCCCUCCACACCCUUGACGCCUCCGCUUCCCAAUUCACCCUCUCGAACGCCGUGUCCCCCACCACGCUCCCGCGCCUCCCCGACGCCCUCCUCGCCCUCCUGUCCGCGCUGCGCCCGCACGCCGUCAAGCUCGUGGACGCGUGGGCGGUGCCGGACUGGCUGCUUGACAGCGCGCUGGGCCGCUACGACGGCAGGGUGUACGAGGCGCUGUUUGACAUGGCGCAUAGGAGGAACCCGCUGAAUCGGACGACGUUCAAUCCGGAUUGGCGGAGCGAGGAGAUUGUGCUGGGGAGUGCGGAUGGGGGAAAGCAUUUGCUGGCGAAGUUGUAG
Trematosphaeria pertusa is the source of this 2085-nucleotide messenger RNA. Its product is annotated as acyl-CoA oxidase. The transcript has 4 exons. NCBI's taxonomy places the organism in Eukaryota, Fungi, Ascomycota, Dothideomycetes, Pleosporales, Trematosphaeriaceae. Bases 1 to 2085 code for a protein of 694 amino acids. The record is from RefSeq and is a predicted model, not a curated record. Gene Ontology annotation, molecular function: FAD binding; acyl-CoA oxidase activity; fatty acid binding. Gene Ontology annotation, cellular component: peroxisome. Gene Ontology annotation, biological process: lipid homeostasis; fatty acid beta-oxidation using acyl-CoA oxidase.